UUGCCCAAUAACAAUCUCAUCUAAUCCAAUCCUCUUAUUCUCCCAUUUCCCCAAGCUCCCUCUCAUUUUUCUUCACUUCACUAACCUUAAACAACUCACAACACAAUGCCACCUUCCCCGCCUCCCAAACCACCAUUCCCCCCCUUCUUCCUCCUCCUCCUCCUCCUCUUCAUCUCCGCCGCCGCCUCCGCCGUGACCCCCCCAACUCCCUCUCCAAUCCCCUCCCCAACUCCACCUUCCACAACCAAACCAUCCCCUUCUCUACACUCCACACUAGACCCUAAGCAACUCACAGCACUACAAUCUCUAGAAAUCCCAACUUCAAGAGACCCUUGCAUACAACCAUCUCCACACAACUCCACCGCUUGUGACACGUCAUCCCCAUUCCGCCACCUCAUCUCACUCCACCUCGCCAACUGUUCAUCCGAUGUUUCAUUCUCUUACACUGCUCUAAAGUCUCUCUCUACACUUCGGUCACUGUCUUUUACUAACUGUCCGAUCACUCCCAUUCGGUUCCCCUCAGAUCUUGCUCUAAAUCUUGUCUCUUUUUCAGCCACACGCUCACUCAAAAGCCUCACCGGCGUGUGGCUCUCACGCUUUGAUAAUCUCACUGAUCUCACUGUAAGUAAUGUGCCUGUAAAAGCUUCUGGUUUGUAUGUUGUUCUUGGUCAUAUGCAUAAGAUUAAGUCUGUAACUAUUUCUUAUGCUAAUGUCACCGGUUAUAUACCUAAACAUUUGAAUCCUACGCUCACCCAUGUUGAUUUUUCCGGUAAUAAACUUAAGGGAAGACUACCCAGUUCAAUUUCAGUUCUUGAAAAUCUUCAAAGUCUCAAUCUUUCAUCUAAUGCUCUCACUGGUGAAAUCCCCACUACUUUUGGUGACUUGAUUUAUCUAAAGAAUGUAUCUUUGGGGUCUAAUUCCUUAUCGGGAUCGAUCCCGGAUUCAAUGUCAGCAAUUCCAGGGUUAGUUCAUGUUGAUCUGAGUUCAAAUCAGUUCAAUGGGACAAUACCGAAGUUUUUUGCAGAAAUGAAGAGUUUAAAGUACUUGAAUCUUGCUAACAACGUGUUCCAUGGCGUUUUGCCUUUCAAUUCGACAUUUUUGAAGAGACUAGAGGUGUUCAAGAUUGGUGGGAAUAGUGAUUUGUGUUAUAAUCAUACACUUUUGUCAUCAAAAUUGAAGCUUGGGAUUGCUCCUUGUGAUAAACAUGGAUUGCCUAUGUCACCACCUCCUGCUAAAGACUCAUCAGCUGAUAGUGAGAGUGAUUCAUCAGAUUAUGAUGACAGUGAUGAUGGUGAUGGUGAAUCUAGCAGCAAAGGGGAGCAUCAUCAUGGUCCUAAUAAAGUUGUUCUUGGUGUAGCAAUUGGACUUUCUUCUAUAGUCUUCCUCAUUGUGUUCCUCAUUCUUCUCUCUAGAAAGUGCAGUUGAUUGUUACUACAAGGUAAAGUCUCUUUCUUUGAGAGUUUAGAUUAGGAAAUUUGAUGAUUAGAGAUCAAUUUUAUUGGUUUGUUUAUUAUUAUUACACGAAAUUAUGUAGAAGAUUAGCUUUAGAUUAGAGAAAAUGAGAGGGGGGAUCAUUGUUUUCGGGGUGUAUUAUGUUUAUUUACUGUUUUUUUUAAUCUAUGAUUAAUAGUAAUUUUGGUGCUUUGAUGUAA
Messenger RNA from Mercurialis annua (annual mercury), 1652 nucleotides. RefSeq names its product receptor-like protein 51. The transcript has a single exon. The record is from RefSeq and is a predicted model, not a curated record. Lineage: Eukaryota; Viridiplantae; Streptophyta; Magnoliopsida; Malpighiales; Euphorbiaceae. The coding region runs from base 106 to 1425 and encodes 439 amino acids. Gene Ontology annotation, molecular function: protein binding.